Molecule: messenger RNA, 1827 nt
Organism: Symbiodinium sp. CCMP2456
Lineage: Eukaryota; Dinophyceae; Suessiales; Symbiodiniaceae
Source: the annotation of a GenBank genome assembly
AUGGACGUGCCGGUUGCGGCAGUGUUUGAGAACACUGCCGCGGCCGUGGCCUGUGUGGCCUGGGUGACCCUGCUCGUGGUGCAUUGGCGUACGACGAAGGGGGAUGUGAAGUCCGGGCUGUGGCAGUUCCUCCACUUCGCGGAAGACUGGGCGCAUGGGAAGGGCUCGGGUCUGAGCCCCAUGGCGGCCCGCGUCGAGAAGGAGCUGAUAGAGGUGCGAGUGAAGAUCUUGAUGUUCUUCAACCGGCUAUGCGUUCACGUGGUUUUUCUUAUGAUCUCUCUCCAGCUUCUGCAGUUCCUGUGGGAACCCAGCCUGCAUGCGGCGACUUGGUUGCUGCAAUCUGUGGCUGCAUACGUGCCUCACGUCCUGAUCAUCGCAGCCCCCUGGCUGUUCUCAUCUUCUCUUCUGCGCCCAUUGCAGCUGUUCUUCUUUGUGUUGGUCUUAACCACCAUCCUCGUGAGCGGCUCCAACAGCAAGGACGAGAUGAUGGGGCGGCUCGGCUUUUGCCUUUCAGCGCAAGUUGUUCAGGCAUUCAUUUUCCCUGUCGGUGCCGUGACGGUGGUGCAGUCCAUCUCUUAUGCUGCUGCCAACACAUGGGUCAUGGGGCAGGCGUUCGGAGCUGUGACCCUGUGGCUGGUCUUAUUCCAUGUGUGCUUAAACGUUUUGGUUUCUAUCGCCCUCCCGGUAAUUUUCGAGUUCGCCGUUCGGGAGUGGAUUGUGGCAUCGUUUCAGUCGCAAGACUCGGACUUCUUGAUUGAGGGCUUUCGACAGAUGCUGAAGGGGAUCUGUGACGGGGAGCUGCUACUGGACAGCAACUUCCAGAUCAGCGGCAAAGCGCCGUGCCUGCAACGGCUCCUGUCAAGCAGCGAGGACUUUGCCGGGCGCAGCUUUCGGGACCUUUUGGUCGAUGACAAGGCGAGGAAGGUGUUCGAUGACUUCCUCAAAGCUGCGGCAGUGGAAGGUGUACGUGAACACCUGCAAUCCAGCGCGGCCCCGCGCUGUCUGCGCGUGCCUCUCCGGGCCCCUUCGGGCCAGACGAUUUCGGUGGACGUCUUCCACGUCCCGCUGCCUCCCAGUCUCUAUGGCGAGAGCACCGCCUACCACCUGCUUGCCCUGAAGGAGGAUGUGCAGUCCAUGCCGCCUCCAGAUGCGGACCCGACGCAGAAUGUGCUUCCCAGCAGUCUGCUGGCUUCUAGGAGUGCCCCGACGGCGCGCUCCGCUGCCAGCAACGAGUCUUACGAAGAGUGCUACGACGAGCUGGCGGAGAUGACGUUGCUGGUGAACGCGAGCACUGCAUUGAUGGACAUCGAGGAGGCCCACCUGCGAUUCGUGCGGAAGACCGACGAGCCCAAGGUGCGGAUGGGCAUGCCCACGCUAAAGCGCUUCGCUCGGCCGCUGGACUGGGUCGGAAUCGACGCCGCCCUGCGCGGUUACGCGCGAACGGUGCAGGAGGGUCCAUGUGGCCAGCAGGUGCCGGAGGAGAAGCAGGCGUUGCCAUCGAUGACCAUGCGCGUGCCCGGGGAAUCAAGGCGGCACCUCCGGGCAAGGCAUGUGUCCGUCAGCUCCCCUUUCCCGCGGCAUCACGCCGCUGACGAUGUCUUCCUCUUCUUGCAUCUGGUUGGCUUCGAGGGACCUCCACCGCCGCCGACGUCUCGCCUGGGGGAGCUCGACGAGGACCAGUGCCCGCCAUCGCCUCCUUUGACGGGCCAGGAGGCGCGAGUGGACCUGGAGCCCACAAGACAGGAGCCGGGACCGGGUUCGGGCCGACGCCCGAGGCGCCGCCGGAGGCGUUCUGUACCUGCCGAAGAUGUGACGCGAGCGACGUAG